Messenger RNA from Chlorella variabilis, 1641 nucleotides. RefSeq lists its product as hypothetical. The transcript has 12 exons. The coding region runs from base 1 to 1641 and encodes 546 amino acids. Gene Ontology annotation, biological process: mRNA splicing, via spliceosome. Lineage: Eukaryota; Viridiplantae; Chlorophyta; Trebouxiophyceae; Chlorellales; Chlorellaceae. The record is from RefSeq and is a predicted model, not a curated record. Gene Ontology annotation, cellular component: spliceosomal complex. Gene Ontology annotation, molecular function: pre-mRNA 3'-splice site binding.
AUGUUGAGCGCCGAGGAGAGGCGCAGGCAGAGGGAGCUGGAGGAGGCCCGUAAGGCGGGCUUGGCGCCAGCAGAGUUGGAUGAGGAGGGCAAGGAGAUCAACCCCCACAUUCCGGCCUUCAUGGCCGACGCACCCUGGUACCUCAAUGCCGGGGCCCCCUCGCUGAAGCAUCAGCGCAAUUGGAAGGACCAGGUGACAGAUGAGAUGCGCUGGUAUGACCGCGGCGCCAAGGUGUUCCAAGCAAACAAGUACCGCAAGGGCGCUUGCCAGAACUGUGGUUCCAUGUCCCACAGCACCAAGGACUGUAUGGAGCGGCCACGCACCAAGGGCGCGCGGUGGACCAACAAGAACAUUGCUGCCGACGAGAAGGUGGAGGACGACUUUGAGCUGCGCACGUUUGAUGCUAAGCGUGACCGCUGGAAUGGAUACAACGGUGAUGAGUGGGUCAAACAGGCGGAGCGGUUUGAGAAGGUGGAGGCAAUGCGGGCGGAGAUUCGGCGCAAGGAGCUGCUGGAGAAGAAGCUUGCUGGGGAGGUGGAGGAGGAGGAGCUGGAGGGGCAGCUGGGGCAGGAGGAGGCCAAAAUUGACGAGACGGAGGAAGCCGGCUUUGCCAAGGUUGAAAAGCGCGUCCGUACGGCGGGUGGCGGGUCCACGGGGUCGGUGCGCAACCUGCGCAUUCGUGAGGAUACAGCCAAGUACCUGCUCAACCUGGACCCCAACUCAGCCUACUACGACCCCAAAUCGCGCUCAAUGCGCGAGGACCCCAACCCCGAGAAGGACCCCAGCCAGAAGACGUUUUAUGGCGACAACUUUGUGCGCCAGAGUGGUGAGGUUGGGGGGUUCAAGGACCUCAAUGUCUUCGCCAUCACCACCCACGAGCGCGGCCAGGACGUGCACAUGCAGGCCAUGCCCUCUCAGGCAGAGCUGGCCUUCCAGCAGUUCAAGCAGCGCAAGAAGGCACUGGAGGGCGCCACCAAGGAGGACAUCCUGGCCAAGUAUGGUGAUGCGGCGGCUGCCCCCACUGAUGACAUAAAGGCGCUGCAGGCAAGUGCCAGCGAGGCGUAUGUUGAGUAUGAUGCAGCAGGGCGGGUGCUGCGGGGCCAAGAGGUGAAGGCCAAGUCGCGGUAUGAGGAGGAUGUGCUGAUCAACAACCACACUGCGGUGUGGGGCUCUUGGUGGCACGAUGGGCAGUGGGGCUAUGCAUGCUGUCACAGCACCAUCAAGCAGAGCUACUGCGUGGGCGCGGCAGGCACGGUGGCGGCGGCGGAUGCAGCAGAGCAGCUGGCAGCGAACAUGGAAAAGAAGGCGGCAGAGGAUGAGGCGCGGCGGAAGGAGAGCAAGCUGGUGGGGCACAAGCCAGCUGCAGAUGUGUGGGGUGAAGCGGGCGAUGACCUUCAGCUGGACCAGGACAAGCUGCGGGAGGCACUUAAGCGGCAAGAGAAGCACGAGAAGGAGGACGAUGAGGAGUUGGAUGACCGCAAGCGCAAAUACAACAGCUUGGCGGGCCAGGCCUUGGACGUGACGCAAGAGGAGAUGGAAGCGUACCGAAUCAAGAAGAGCCGCGGUGAUGACCCGCUGGCCUUCAUCGACAAGGAGAAGGCCAAGCAGCAGGGUGGCGCGGGGGAAUACGAGUACGUGUGA